CAGACUAAUUGCAGAACCAUAUUGAAAGCUUCCUCCUAGGAUCAGUAAAAGUAAACUGUUGCUACGAUGAACAAAAAGGUGUUCUUUGCUAUCUGCAUUUUGUCGAUUUUCACUGUGGUUGCAGGAAUUUUCCAGACCGUCCAAGUCUGCGUCAACUCAAUGAUUCAAGGCUUGCAGAGUUCGUGUGUCAGAUGUAUUGCUGGCCAAACAUUUACCAAUACGUUGAACACGUGCUAUGGAGGGACAUCCUUACCUGUGAAUUCUACGCAAACCCAAGCUUUCUGCCUCUUGACAACUUGUUUAAGUCAAAUCAUCGGCCAACAACCACAGGUAAUUGGUCGCCGUAAGCGGUCUGACGAGAUAGAAGAAAAUGAUCUGGAAACCGUUGAAACUUUCUUAGAAACGAAUUAUGACAAGGAAGAAAAUGUGUACGAUUAGCUCGUGAAACCAGUAUGUAGAGGUGUACACUUAGCUCGUGAAACCAGUAUGCCUCGUCGUUGAUGCCGAUCAUAAUCAGAUGUCUAUAUUUAUUCGUUUCAGUUAAACUUUUGAAUCAAUCAUUAUUUUACUGGCCACAGUUAUUGAGGUUAUUUUUGGAGUAGCAAACAUGCUAAGGUUUUAACGCACUAUGUUAUUCAGAUCUAAGGAUGGUUUGGUUGCUAUUAUUUUCGGUAA
Molecule: messenger RNA, 675 nt
Organism: Limulus polyphemus (Atlantic horseshoe crab)
Lineage: Eukaryota; Metazoa; Arthropoda; Merostomata; Xiphosura; Limulidae
Exons: 7
Coding region: 67-438 (123 amino acids)
Source: RefSeq, a predicted model, not a curated record